GUCCCGUCGUGCCCGUCGCUGCGAGAAAGCGCUGGAUGGUGGUGGAAGCUGGUGGUUGGCACUCGGACCACGUCGAAGCUUCUAGCAACAGUGAUCGAAAAACCCACAAAGACUUCAAAAGGCCACCACGGCCCAGCUCUCCAUCUUCUUUCACGCACUUCUCUCACCUGCACUCUACACGAAGCUCGACUUUUGCAGAGCACGCACAGCACUCACCACUACUUUGAUACCCCAAGCCCUACUGUUACCCUCGAGUCCACCCUACACAACCGCAGCUAUGGCCCCAGCUAUCGGCAUCGAUUUGGGCACCACCUACUCGUGUGUGGGCAUUUUCCGUGAUGACCGCAUCGAAAUCAUUGCAAAUGACCAGGGAAACCGCACCACCCCGUCGUUCGUCGCCUUCACUGACACGGAGCGUCUGAUUGGUGACUCGGCGAAGAACCAAGUCGCCAUGAACCCCUCCAACACCGUUUUCGACGCAAAGCGCCUGAUCGGCCGCAAGUUCGCCGAUCAGGAAGUGCAGGCCGACAUGAAGCACUUCCCCUUCAAGAUCAUCGACAAGGGCGGCAAGCCUGUCGUCGAGGUUGAGUUCAAGGGCGAGAACAAGACUUUCACACCCGAGGAAAUCUCGUCCAUGAUCCUCACCAAGAUGAGGGAAACCGCCGAGUCGUACCUCGGAGGUACCGUCAACAACGCCGUCGUCACAGUCCCCGCCUACUUCAACGACUCGCAGCGACAAGCCACCAAGGAUGCCGGUCUCAUCGCUGGCCUCAACGUCCUCCGAAUCAUCAACGAGCCCACUGCCGCAGCCAUUGCCUACGGCCUGGACAAGAAGACCGUCGGCGAGAGGAACGUUCUCAUCUUCGACUUGGGAGGAGGAACCUUCGAUGUCUCUCUCCUUACCAUCGAGGAGGGUAUCUUCGAGGUCAAGUCCACCGCUGGUGACACUCACUUGGGCGGCGAGGACUUCGACAACCGCCUCGUCAACCACUUCGUAACGGAGUUCAAGAGGAAACAUAAGCGAGACUUAACCUCCAACGCCCGCGCCCUCCGUCGUCUCCGCACUGCCUGCGAGCGGGCUAAGCGCACCCUGUCCUCGUCUGCUCAGACCUCCAUCGAGAUCGACUCCCUGUUCGAGGGUAUCGACUUCUACACCUCCAUCACGCGUGCUCGCUUCGAGGAGCUGUGCCAGGACCUUUUCCGCUCCACCAUGGAGCCUGUGGAGCGUGUUCUCCGCGACGCCAAGAUCGACAAGAGCUCCGUCCACGAGAUCGUUCUCGUCGGUGGCUCCACCCGUAUCCCCAAGAUCCAGAAGAUGGUCUCCGACUUCUUCAACGGCAAGGAGCCGAACAAAUCCAUCAACCCCGACGAGGCUGUUGCCUACGGUGCUGCCGUCCAGGCCGCUAUUCUUUCCGGUGACACCAGCUCCAAGUCGACGAGUGAGAUCCUCUUGCUCGACGUCGCGCCGCUGUCCAUUGGUAUCGAGACCGCUGGUGGUGUCAUGACUCCUCUCAUUAAGCGCAACACCACUAUCCCCACCAAGAAGUCGGAAGUCUUCUCCACCUUCUCCGACAACCAGCCCGGUGUGCUCAUCCAGGUUUACGAGGGAGAGCGUGCCCGGACGAAGGACAACAACUUGCUCGGCAAGUUCGAGUUGACCGGCAUCCCACCAGCGCCCCGUGGUGUUCCCCAGAUCGAGGUUACCUUCGAUGUUGACGCCAACGGCAUCAUCAACGUCUCAGCCCUCGAGAAGGGCACCGGCAAGACCAACAAGAUUGUCAUCACCAACGACAAGGGCCGUCUCAGCAAGGAGGAGAUCGAGAGGAUGUUGGCGGAAGCCGAGAAGUACAAGGCUGAGGAUGAGGCUGAGGCCGGUCGCAUCGCUGCCAAGAACGCCCUCGAGAGCUACGCCUACUCGCUGCGGAACACCAUGUCCGACAGCAAGGUCGACGAGAAGCUCGACGCCAGCGACAAGGAGAAGCUCAAGUCUGCCAUCGACGGCACCGUUACAUGGCUAGACGACAACCAGACCGCCACCAAGGAGGAGUACGAGAGCCAGCAGAAGGAGUUGGAGUCUGUCGCCAACCCCAUCAUGAUGAAAUUCUACGGCCAAGGUGGAGAGGGCGGUGUUCCCGGCGGACCCGGUGGCUUCCCAGGAGCAGGCGGCUUCCCAGGAGCCGGCGGUGCCCCAGGAGGUGCCGGUCACGAUGACGGCCCUACCGUGGAGGAGGUUGACUAAAUUGUCGGCUUUUAUUGCUGAAUAUCUCUUUAGUUCGAUUCUUCUUCUGCAUAGGUGGAUUUUCAUGGGUGGGUCUCCGGAGUUUGGAAGAGCUUUCCCAUACCUUUUCCCUUUUGCAUUUCCUCUGUUCUAUCAUGACGAUUAUCAUGAGGGUGGAAAAAGUCUGCAAGGAUGUACUCUACAGUAAUGAGCAGAGAUGCAUUCAAUGAAUAACUUAUACAAU
Messenger RNA from Mytilinidion resinicola, 2462 nucleotides. Its product is annotated as heat shock protein-like protein 70. Bases 278 to 2239 code for a protein of 653 amino acids. The transcript has 2 exons. Gene Ontology annotation, molecular function: ATP-dependent protein folding chaperone; heat shock protein binding; ATP hydrolysis activity. Gene Ontology annotation, cellular component: cytosol; plasma membrane; nucleus. The record is from RefSeq and is a predicted model, not a curated record. Lineage: Eukaryota; Fungi; Ascomycota; Dothideomycetes; Mytilinidiales; Mytilinidiaceae. Gene Ontology annotation, biological process: cellular response to unfolded protein; protein refolding; vesicle-mediated transport.